AAAAUUAUUUGACUUCUCGGGAAACGAGAGUUGCAUUCUUUUUGGAUGGAGGGAGUAGAUUUGAUUGAUCAAAUAAUUUAUUGCAUGGAGCGUUAAGAACAUCUAAGGUUCCCAUGGUGCUGCUUUCCUGCAGAUUUGCGUCUGAGAUCUGGUACUGGCUGCAAGCACAACGGAAUGAAGUUUCUUUCAUAUGACAUGCUUACAUAAUUAGAAAUCAGAACAUGUCGUGUUAGCUAGCACUCACGGUCAAUGGCCCGUCGCACCACGGCGCUUCCUCGCCGGAGGACAAGCUUCCGGCCGCCGCGUAGACUGGGAAAGGGUGAUGGCAAGAGUCUCCGGCGGUCCGGCCGCCGCUCCUUGGCUGCUGUUGUUUCUGUAUUGUGGACCAACACUAGAGGCAUUAGUCUACGGCAUUUUGUCUGGAAGAGAGAAGGAAUUGCCCGUAAAGAAAGAAACAAAGGAAUUGCUCCCAGUCCCAACCUCCCACGCGGACCCCUUCCGUCGCCGCCAUGCUGCUCCUCCGAAGCCGCCUCCUCCCUCUCCUCCGCGCAGCUACCCUGCUCCCCUCCCCUACGCACCACCGCGCCUGCCUCCUCUCCGCCUCCGCCGCCCCAUUCUGCCUCGAGGACUACCUCGUCGCCGCCUGUGGCCUCGCCCCAGCUCAAGCCCGCAAGACGGCUAAGAAGGCGUUCGAUGAAGCAUCCAAAGACUGUAAAAAGAAGGCAUUCGAGGAGCUCCGCACGUCUCGCCUCAACUCCGCCUCCAACCCCAACGCCGUCCUCGCCCUGCUCUCUGGCGUCGGCCUCCCCCGGACCGACAUUGCUUCCAUCGUCGCCGCGGACCCGCUCCUCCUCCGCUCCUCGGUGAAGAACGUCGGCCCUCGCCUCCACGCCCUCCGCGACUGCCUCGGUCUGUCCGCACCCCAGAUCGCUCGCUUCCUCCUUCUCGGCUCACGCACUCUCCGCGGCUGCGAUAUCGUUCCCAAGCUGGAGUUCUUCAUCUCCUUCUAUGGCUCAUUUGAGCAGCUCCUCGUGGUCAUGAAGAAGAACAACACCAUCCUAUUUUCGGAUUUGGAGAGGGUGAUCAAGACUAACAUCGCGCUGCUUUGUCAGUGCAGUCUAAGUGUUCGAGAUAUUGCCCAGCUGUGUUCACGCAAUGCGCGGUUGCUUACCUUCAGCCCAGAGCGUAUCAAGGAGUUCGUGCUACGCGCCGAAGAGCUUGGGGUGCACCCCAGCUCGCGGAUGUUCAAGCACGUAAUCAGAUCUGUCUCAGAGACCAACAAAGAGAAGGUUGCUGCCAGGCUCGAAUUUUUGAAGAGUACUCUUGGUUGCUCCGGGAGUGAAGUUGCAAUUGCAGUCUCCAAGAAGCCAACUAUUCUAGGAUACUCUGAGGAGGGCCUUCUCCGCAAGAUUCAGUUCUUGAUCAAAGAGGUUGGAAUGGAGCCUCAGUACAUUGUUGAAAGGCCUGUCCUAUUAUCAUACAGCCUGGAGAAGCGGCUAGUGCCCCGGCAUUGUGUCAUGAAGGUCCUGCAGGAAAAAGGAUUGCUGAGUAGUAAAAUGGGCUUUUACAAAUUUGCUCAAAUUGGAGAGGAGACUUUCAAAUUGAAGUAUAUCGACUAUCACAAGGACUCUGUUCCUGGGCUUGCAGAUGCUUACGCCACAGCUAGUGCUAUAGUUGUGCCCUCUGGAAUGAAAUCAUAACAUCUUAAAGUGUUCCAAUUCUUUUUGCAACUCACGCUCAUUCGCAGUUGUCGAUGUUACAGGCGUUCUCAAUUCUUUUUCUUUUGAAAAGAAGUUCUCAGUUCUUUCUGCAAUAGAACUAUUAGUGAUCUCGGACUGCUCAUAGUCUGACUUUUAAGUUAUUCUGUCAAGGAGCUGGUUGGCUUAUUUUGAGCCUUGCUGCACGUGUUUGUUAGUCGCUUCUUCUGUCUAGCACACGGCUGAAGAUUAUUCUGCGGACAGGCCCUUGUCGUAGCACUUAAUCUAGUUGGAAUUUGGCAGCACUGGCUUUCCCUUUUUCUCUAACCGUGUUUGUUCAGUAUGUUUCAUUUGUACUGGCAUUUUACAGCGCUCGCUGAUACUUCUUUGGGGCUUGACUAUUUUGUUUAUAGAGGAAUGGAUUAUUCUUGUUUCUACUGAUGGUUACUACUUACUUUACUGAGGCUGAACUAGAACUUUCAAGUAGUGGCCGAUAUUGCUACUGAGAAGAAACAAUUGUGUAAACCAAGUAUUGUGGCCAACAAUACAUUCAUGAUUUCUAAGAACUGUUUUGGUUCUAUGGACCUCUGCCUAUGUACUGAAGAUGGUUCUGUUUUUUUCCCAAGGAAUUGGAGACUGACUGCUGAAAACAGAUGGCACGAACUAAUUUGCUGUUCUUGCAUUUCCACAGAACAUAUCCCUUUUGUAUGGGCUAUCAAUCUGAUUAUGUAAAUCGGUCUGUCAUAUAUAGAGAACAUAUCUCUUCUGGAAAUAAUUCCAUUAAAUAAGGAAACAAAAUAUUCUUAAAUCAAAGCUUGUUUAUUAGCAUUUUGAUAGUCCUGUGAUUUUGAGAAGUGAUAUUUUUUCUCAAAACAUUUGCACUUGUA
This is a messenger RNA of Panicum hallii, 2584 nucleotides long. RefSeq lists its product as uncharacterized. Gene Ontology annotation, biological process: chloroplast organization; regulation of DNA-templated transcription. Gene Ontology annotation, cellular component: chloroplast. Bases 510 to 1700 code for a protein of 396 amino acids. NCBI's taxonomy places the organism in Eukaryota, Viridiplantae, Streptophyta, Magnoliopsida, Poales, Poaceae. The record is from RefSeq and is a predicted model, not a curated record. Gene Ontology annotation, molecular function: double-stranded DNA binding. The transcript has a single exon.